GACACACAGAAAACUAAUCCUAAUCUUAACUUAUAACUUUCGUGGACCCCCCAUAGUUUGUUUGACUGGUUUUGCCAUAAGCAAAACUGGUCUCUUCAAACCGUCAAACUGGCUCUACCUACUCAAGCACCAAACCCCCAGAACUGGGGACGAUGGGUUCCCCAGCAGUCUAACGCGGAGUAUGCGAUGGUAGACACCUCUGGCAUUAUGCAGUUUAACUCAAACCCAUCAACCACGGCACCCAUCCAACGACAUGCCAUGGCUAAUCAUUUCAUGCCGGUACCAAUGGGUAAUGCGUAUGCCAUGACAACUCCCGUGACCAGUCCGCAAGCACCACAGUAUUCAGCCAACAAUCACUUCAUAUAUGGACCCUAUACACCUCAAUCGCCUCCCAUGUCCUUCAAGCAAUACCAGGAGGAGUGCUCACCACCACGCUCGAUGACUUCCGACACCGAAGGAGCACACGUUGAAUUCCAAAGGGAGCUGGGCCAGGAAAAUUCCAUAGAGCAGGACGAGCCACCACGUAUAAAGUACGAGCCCCUGGCGACUACCGAGCGAUCACCCACCCCGCCCGUUACUUCCAAGACCAUCACCCGGAACGUAUCAGAAAACGCGGCCAAUGAGAUAAUUUUCAACACCGAAGUCGAUUCCCUGAUGAGAGCGAUCCAAUUAAGAGAUGGAGGAGCUGCUGACUUUGAAGUGGCCGCAUACCCUUCUCCUCCACAGGUAGACGAAGAAAAGUUCGACUUGCGUAAGAAGUCGCGUAGCCCAGAAGAACCCAAACCUGCCAGCGGCCGCCGGAGAAAGGAGCGGCAGAAACGGUACAUUUGUGACAUCCAGGGGUGUGGGAAGCGAUGUGCUCAGAAAACCCAACUGGAAACCCACAAGCGUGCACACACUGGAGAGAGGCCUUUUAUAUGUACGGAGCCUGGGUGUGGUCAGGGAUUCACUCAGAGAGGUAACCUAAAGCACCACCACAACAUUUUCCACAAGGAUACAAUCCUGAAUCUUACAACGAGAUUCAGAAAUCUGGCGCCCGGUGAAAGGCUUGUUCCCAAGGAGGAGAAACUGAUGAAACACUUCGCGGAGCUCUACAAGAACAGCAACAAAGGUAUCAAAGGGAGAGGCAAGCUUCGCAGGGGAAUCUCCAAACCACAACAAAACCUAGACAUCUCGAACAUGGCGCAUCACUACGCCGUCCAGCUGACACCGCCCAUGCAACCUCAACUGUACCAAUACCGCCAUCCCAUACAGCACGGUCUUCCAUGUCCCGACAGUUUCGCUGACUCAGGUAUGCCCCGAAAUGUUCCGCUGGGAAAUAUGAUGGUUCCUCGAGAUCAUCAAGUGGCAUACGGAGUAUACGAGAUGGAUCAAGCGAGCGUGACAUCUGGUGAUACUACCAAUGCUUCCAACAGCCCAGGCGCUGUCUACGAGGGUGACCACGGUCGUCAGUAUAUUCCUCAGCACCACAUGUAUUAAAAAGCCUUGCCUUCCUUCGGCCUAGACAUGGAAAGAGAGUAAUAAUACCGCGUUAAUCCAACAAUUUGAAUAUCAACUUUUAUGGCCAUCUGAUUCAUUCUUCUCUCGAGAGAAAUAAAAGUCGAAUUGCAUACAUUACAUCUAUCUACAAUGGGCAGCCAACAGUACCGGCACAUUUUUGAAGAACGCACACACACAAGAUUUACCAAAAGAGAAAAAGCCAAAAAAAAAAAGACAGUCAGGACACACAAAAAUAGUUCGCAUACAAGUUCAUCAUCAAACUUUUUGUAAUAAAUCCCAAAGUUUAUAAACCAAUGAUUCU
Hypoxylon fragiforme is the source of this 1801-nucleotide messenger RNA. RefSeq lists its product as uncharacterized. Gene Ontology annotation, molecular function: DNA-binding transcription factor activity, RNA polymerase II-specific; RNA polymerase II cis-regulatory region sequence-specific DNA binding. Gene Ontology annotation, biological process: regulation of transcription by RNA polymerase II. The record is from RefSeq and is a predicted model, not a curated record. The coding region runs from base 187 to 1479 and encodes 430 amino acids. Lineage: Eukaryota; Fungi; Ascomycota; Sordariomycetes; Xylariales; Hypoxylaceae. The transcript is spliced from 4 exons.